UUUAGCUGGCCCGACUCCGGAGCUUCGUUAAGUCCCGACAGCCAAACUCAAUGUGGGACACCGCUGUAGUUAAAGGGACAGUAACGUAAAGUGAGUUCGAGGUGUGUCGGACCGUCACAUCCCACAGACCGACCUACCGUAAAGACAUUAUUUAAGCGCCAGCUAGCUAGCUGAGCAGCAUGCUCUCCAUCACGGGCUCUCUCCUCCACAGCUACCGUGUCGUCCACAGAGUCCGGCUGCUGCACACUUCUAGCAUCGUCAAAAUGCCGAUUCAGGUUGGUGAACAUCUUCCUGCAGUGGAGGUCCAGGAGGGGGAGCCUGGAAAUAAGGUCUCGAUGGAUCAGCUCUUUAAGGGGAAGAGGGGAGUCCUCUUCGCUGUACCUGGAGCUUUUACCCCUGGCUGUUCCAAAACUCACCUUCCUGGAUUCGUGCAGCAGGCUGGGGACUUGAGGAGUAAAGGUGUACAAGAGGUCGCAUGCAUUUCUGUCAAUGAUGCAUUUGUCAUGGCUGCGUGGGGAAAGGAGCAUGGAGCAGGUGACAAGGUUCGCAUGCUGGCUGAUCCUACUGGAGCAUUUACAAAGGCAGUGGACCUGCUUCUUGAGAGUGAACAGAUUGUGCAGGUACUUGGGAACAAGCGAUCCAAGAGAUAUUCCAUGCUGGUUGAGGAUGGAGUUGUGAAGAAGAUCAAUGUGGAGCCUGAUGGCACAGGGCUGACCUGCAGCCUGGCUUCCAACAUUCUGUCCGAGCUGUAGGCUUAUUCAUUCAAAGUUUAUUAAACCAAAUUACACACCCUAAGUUACUGUGAGAGUUGCACUUAAAAUACCCAGUAUUACCCGUUAAACCUUGCUCCUUUCCUCAAAGAUGGAUGCAAAUGUCAUGCGGAUGCUAGCAUCGGAGCUUGAAGGUUAAUUAAUGCGCACAACUAUGACAUGAAUGGCAAUCCUAAGGACUAUGCAUCUGUGUAUACUGUUCCAUAUGAGUAAAUAAACUUCCCCCUGAAAGCAAUAA
Amphiprion ocellaris (clown anemonefish) is the source of this 1008-nucleotide messenger RNA. It is a transcript of the gene prdx5, whose product is annotated as peroxiredoxin 5. The transcript has 6 exons. Gene Ontology annotation, biological process: cell redox homeostasis; hydrogen peroxide catabolic process; cellular response to oxidative stress. Gene Ontology annotation, cellular component: peroxisome; mitochondrion; cytoplasm. Gene Ontology annotation, molecular function: thioredoxin peroxidase activity. The record is from RefSeq and is a predicted model, not a curated record. Lineage: Eukaryota; Metazoa; Chordata; Actinopteri; Pomacentridae. The coding region runs from base 180 to 752 and encodes 190 amino acids.